UUUUUUUUGUCUUUUCACUUGUACACUAUCCUCUCAUCUAUUCUAGAUCUCAACUUACUAUUGUUUAGAAAAAUGACGCGUAUUGUAGUGCUAGUGUGUAUUGUUUCUUGCUUUUUUUAUUUUUUUGAAGUAGCUCAAGCUUUUAACUUGAAAUCUAUGUUAUUUGGAGAUAAUGAUAAAGACUCACAACAAGGACAGGCUACCACUGUGCCUUUCGGUACACCUAUUGUACAUAGUCAGUCACGCCGUUCUAAUAUACCUUGUGAGCAUUACAUUUGUGAAGAAACAAAUGUAUGUGUCGAGAAACCUUUGGAUUGCCCUUGUCGCAUUCAAACAGACAAAAAAUGCUUUAUUGGAGACUGGUAUAUAUGUAUAAGAGGGGACGAAUCCUGCGAUCAAGUACUAUAGCAAUAAUAAAAUAGAACGAAACAUUCUGUAUACAGCUAAUCAUCAUGAUAUGAUUGAUAAAUCAAUUACUUAUUUAUUUAAACAAAGUUGUAUCUUUUUCUCUU
This is a messenger RNA of Gilbertella persicaria, 512 nucleotides long. RefSeq lists its product as uncharacterized. NCBI's taxonomy places the organism in Eukaryota, Fungi, Mucoromycota, Mucoromycetes, Mucorales, Choanephoraceae. Bases 73 to 408 code for a protein of 111 amino acids. The transcript is spliced from 2 exons. The record is from RefSeq and is a predicted model, not a curated record.